AUGUCGAAGCCCACGAAGGAUGAUGAAUCUUUCAAAUCGCAGAGCAAGUCAUCGUCCAACGAGAUAGCUCGGCAAAGUCCCAUGAGCAUGAGUCUCAGAUCUACCUCUCAGGAUCUUUCGCAGCACUCAAGUCUUCAAAAGUCGCCUCUUCUCGGCGUCACAGUUGCUCCGACCGAAUCUCACAUGUCACCACCUCCCAGUCUUCCUGACCUUCCUUUGCUGCAGACUUCUGUGUCUCCGGCUCUCAGACAAGUUCAGCCAUCAUCUACUAGUCCAACCCAGCCGGCGACUACACAAUCUCGGAAGCAGAAAUUGAGAAAUAUCCUGCCACUUCCAAGCACCAUGCGGAAACUUCGCUCUUCGAAGAAUAAACAGCCCUCCGAUUCUGAAGAUUCCCGGCCAGAGGAGACGGUCCAUGAAAUUCUUGUGCGAAGCAGAAAAGAGUCUGUGUUUGAAAGAUCGAGCCCUGGAGGGCUUCCAAGCCAAAAUCCGCUCCAGAAUCCUUUCCAGGAUCCAAAGACGCCCAACCAAGGGGCUCAGGCCCGCGAUGCAGGAUGGGCAUCAGUCAAUCCCCCUCGCGACCAUGCUCUUAGUUCUAGCGUGGACUUGGAAGGGCUGAGGCCGACCAUCGAAAAAUGGAAAGCUACGCCACCCAGGAAACCGAUGAACUACCAGCCAAUGGGAUUCGGUCCGCCAAAGAUAGAGCAGCAAAGCCCCGCCAGCCCUCCUGGGAAUUUGUGUGAGAACACCACACGCUGCCUGAACUCCACCUACGAUUCCGACAAGACUACGAUCGACCAUUUGAAGCGAGCACAGAAGAGACUGCGGGAGGACUACGAGCAAUUCGAAGAAGAAGUCGAAGAUAGUAUCGAGGUACAAGGUAUCGACGACAGGCAGCACAAGCGGAUUCGGCGGAUUAGAACGCGGCUCCGUGAUCAGUUUGAGGAACUUGGAAACGAUCUGGACAAUUUUGAGAACAAGAAAUACAAUGACCACAAGCGCGUGCUGGAAUACCUUGGCGCUGAUCCAAAGAAGUCUCAGUGA
Penicillium brevicompactum is the source of this 1044-nucleotide messenger RNA. RefSeq lists its product as uncharacterized. Bases 1 to 1044 code for a protein of 347 amino acids. The record is from RefSeq and is a predicted model, not a curated record. NCBI's taxonomy places the organism in Eukaryota, Fungi, Ascomycota, Eurotiomycetes, Eurotiales, Aspergillaceae. The transcript has a single exon.